Huiozyma naganishii CBS 8797 is the source of this 207-nucleotide messenger RNA. RefSeq lists its product as uncharacterized. Lineage: Eukaryota; Fungi; Ascomycota; Saccharomycetes; Saccharomycetales; Saccharomycetaceae. The record is from RefSeq and is a predicted model, not a curated record. The transcript has a single exon. The coding region runs from base 1 to 207 and encodes 68 amino acids.
AUGGCUAGAGGUAACCAGAGAGACUUAGCAAGACAGAAAAACUUGAAAAAACAACAAGAGGCAAACAAGGGCAGCAAGAAGGAAGGUGACCCCAAGAAGAGGAUGGAGAGCGAUGCGGAAAUCUUAAGACAGAAACAGGCUGCCGCGAACGCUAGGAAGGAGGCAGAACUUUUGGAGAAAUUGAAACUGGAAAAGAGUAGGCGUUGA